AUGGCUUCACUAAACCUCUCCAUAAAUGGCCCCUCGAUCAAGAGCAGCUACCAAGGCGUAGUCAAUGCGACACUGCCGUCGUCAAGCUCUUCAACUUUCGCCCACUGGGCUCUCUUCACUGUCCAGGCCCCUCUUAUGAAUGCCUUCCAGGACAGCGCGGCAAAGGAGAGCAUUCUCAAAGUGCAGGACACCGGAGAGGGCGAAAUCGACGAAUUGAUCGAAGACUUCAACGAAGGACGCAUCCAGUUUGCCUACCUCAAGGUCAAGGAUCCCAACACUGGCCUUCCAAAGAAUGUCCUGAUCGCAUGGUGCGGCGGCGGUGUCCCUGAGAGGACCAAGGGCUACUUCACUAGCCACCUGAACGCCGUCUCCAAGAUUCUGCAUGGCUAUCAUGUUCAGAUUACCGCACGAUCCGACACCGACCUCGAGCCCGCAAGCAUUAUGAAGAAGGUCGCUGACGCCUCUGGCGCCAAGUACACCGCUGGCGGAGCUGCGCCCAUGUCCUCUGCCCCACCCCCCGUUGCGAAGAAGCCGGUCUUCACUCCCACCACGUCGAGCAGCGCUGCCAGUCCCCUGAUCGCAGCGCGUAACAGGAGGUCAGAGAACGUCGACGAGGAUGGCUGGGGCGCCGACGCACCCCCGGUCACCCGCACGCAGAUCGAGAAGGUUGAGUCGGCUUACAAGCCCACCAAGGUCAACAUCGCAGAACUCACUGGCCAAAAACAAGAGCCUUCCAGAUUCAAUGACAGCCGUCAGGAUGACGGUUCCAGUGACGUUGUCAAGGGCGCUUACCAGCCGGUUGGAAAGGUCGACAUUGCAGCAAUCCGUGCGGCUGCUAAGGACCAGAAAGACGACCGACCGACUAUUGUCAAGGGCGCCUACGAACCUGUUGGAAAGGUUGACAUUGCGGCGAUUCGUGCCAAGGCCCAAAAGCCGGCUGCUGAGGAGCGGGAAGUUCCUCAGGCCUCCGAGCCCGCUGAGCAGCCCAAGAGUCUUGCCGAGCGAAGCGCCGCCUUCAGCCAGCCACAGUCGGAGCGUCUGACCAGUAUGCCGAAACCCAAAGUCGCAAAUAAGUUCGGAGGCGCAUCUUCCUUCACCGGCACCAAGGCCCCAACCCCUGGUGCUCUUGGAUUCGGCACCCCCGUCGCAUCAGCUGCUCCUCCCGUGGGAUCUGCCAGCCGCACCUUUGCGGACCAGGGCGGUAAGACUCCGGCACAGCUUUGGGCUGAGAAGAAGGCCAGGCAAGGAGGUGCGCCAAGUCCCUCCUCGGCAGGCCCAGCAGCGGAACCUGUCACGGCACAGAAGAGCGGCAGCGAGUGGAAGAGCGGAUACCAGGGCAAGAGCUGGGCACCGGUUCAAACCGCAGGUUACGGCCAGGGCCACGUUGUAGAGCAGAGGACCGGCGAGGAGCAACCCGCAUCCGCAGAAGAGCCUGCUUCUCCUUCUUCCGGCGGUGGAGUAUCCGCCCUGCGGGAUCGCUUCAAGGAUGCCCAGCCCAUGGGACAGGCGACGCGCGAAAUGCCUCGGGCUUACACCGGUGGCGAUGAUGAGGCUCCGCCGCCCCCACCCAUGGGUACCCGUCCUUCGGCACCCUCUGGCGGCUUCGCAUUGCCCGGCCUCCCAUCGCGUCCUGCUGCGGAGGAGGAAGAGGAGGAAGAGCCCGAGAUCCGGCAACGGGAAGAGUCCCCGCCCCGCAUUGCUGUACCGGUACCUCGCAUCCCCGAGCCCGAAAUCGAGCCCGCGGAGAUCGAGCCGCCCCGAGCCUUGCCUGUUCGCCAGAUUGCAAAGGAAAUUCCCCAGGAGGAGGAGCUCCCCGAGGAUCAAGAAGCCCACGGCCUUGCUCGUGGUGCGGCAACCGCUGUUGCUGAGGAGCACUUUGGCCACGACCAGGUCGCGGAAAGCCAUGUUGCGCCGGGAACUGGCGGUGGCAAGCGCGCUCUGGUUCAGUACGACUAUGAGAAGGCCGAGGACAACGAGAUUGAGCUCAGGGAAGGCGAGUACGUUACCAACAUCGACAUGGUGGACGAGGAUUGGUGGAUCGGCACCAACACGCAGGGCGAGAGCGGCCUGUUCCCGAGCAACUACGUCGAGCUUGUCGAUGACGAUGAAGCCGCUCCGGCACAGCCCCACGCGGCUGCUGCUGCUGCUGCUGUUCCCCCGCCUCCUGCUCCUGCUGCUGCGCCCGAGCCUGAGCUGGCCGCGGCCUCGGCUGGAGGUGGUGGCUCGACGGCCACGGCUCAAUUCGACUACGAGGCUGCUGAGGACAAUGAGUUGAGCUUCCCUGAGGGUGCCAAGAUUACCAACCUCGAGUUCCCUGACGAGGACUGGUGGUUCGGCCACUACAAUGGACAGUCUGGUCUGUUCCCUGCCAACUACGUUGAGCUGAAUCAUUAG
This is a messenger RNA of Thyridium curvatum, 2394 nucleotides long. RefSeq lists its product as uncharacterized. Gene Ontology annotation, cellular component: site of polarized growth; actin filament; cortical actin cytoskeleton. The record is from RefSeq and is a predicted model, not a curated record. Gene Ontology annotation, biological process: regulation of actin filament polymerization. The transcript is spliced from 3 exons. Bases 1 to 2394 code for a protein of 797 amino acids. Lineage: Eukaryota; Fungi; Ascomycota; Sordariomycetes; Thyridiales; Thyridiaceae. Gene Ontology annotation, molecular function: actin filament binding.